CAAGACAAGCGGGGAGACGAGGAAUCCCGGCUCUGGAAUUUAAAGAAGUCCAGGUUUAAAAAAAAAAAAAAACAGUAGUGAAGAUCAGAAGAACAAGAAAAAGAAAAUCUUGCCGGCGACAAGACACACGCAGAAAGAAAGAAGAGACGCGCUCAAGGAAGUGCGCUGUGAAGCGUGACAACAAGACUGUGACGUCCCGACGAGCGGAGGCUGGAAUCCCCUCGCAGUGUGCCCACCUCACUGAGAAUUCCGUAUCCUGCUUACUGGUGGCCAUGAUGGGUUACCGCGACACCUCAAGUGCCCUUCUCCUCCUGGUUCUCCUAGGAUGGGGCGCCGCCGCCGACCCCACCGUGACCCCCGACACACGGCGCGCCAUCCCUCCCGAGAUGGCGAACUCGAGAGAUGAGGAGGGAAUGCCCGAAAGGCGGGCGAAGGCAGACGACCUCUUCGACGACCUGGAUCCCGAAACGCUCGCGGCGCUCCUGCUCGGCGCGCUCAAUCGUACCCGGGCGCAGACCAGGAGGGAGGACGACCACACGGCGGAAGGACAAGAGCGGGACAGAGAUGGCCGGCUGAAGCUGGAGCUGCUGAUGGCCGCCCAGGGGAAGGAGGAGAGCAGGAAAGCCCAGGAGGAGGAGGAGAGGAUGACUGAGAGGGUGAGCAGUCACACCACAAGCCAGACGGUCCCGGUCCAGACGCGACCGCCGGCCGAGCAAGCCGGCGCCGAGGAGGAGCAGCUCAACCCGGAGGAGCUCAAGAGUCUGGAGACCGUGAUGAAGGAAUUUCCCCGCUUGGACACGGCCGUGAAGAGGGGGGGGGGUCUGGAGCCGAAGCAGAGGGAGAGUCGGGGCUACAGCAGCUACAACGACAUCAUCCCGUUGGACAAAGGCAACAACAACGUGGCCGUGUCCAAGAAGAAACUGAAAUGGAAAGAGCAGACGCAGAAGGCCUUCAACGUUCCGUCCUUCAGAGGGAACGCCGUGUAUGGCUUCAAAGACCAGGACCAGGAGGAAGAGGACGAGGAGGAGCUGUUAAGUCCUGAGGAAGAGGAGGCCCGGGCCAAAGCGGAGCAAGAGGAGAUGAGGCGGCAGGCCGCCGAGGCGCAGCGAGCCAAGCUGGAGGAGGAGAAGUUGGCCGACAUCGCCUCGGACAUGCUGCUGCGGUACAUGGUCAAGCAGAACGGGGGCGGCGGCGGGAGCAGGAAGUACGCCUCGGCGGCCUCUCCCAACGCCGCCGAGGACAAGAGGUCAGAGGAAGACCGGGACCAAGACGACAUCGACCCCCAGACCAUCGACAAGCUGAUCGAGAUCUCCAGCAAGCUCCACCUGCCCGCCGACGACGUGGUGGACAUCAUCAGCGACGUGGAGAAGAAGAAGAAGAAGGACGCCACCCCGCAAGCGCCCGCGUCGGCCCCCGGCUCCCCUCCGGGAUCCGAGGACGCGCCGGUCAGCUUCGCGGUCUCCAAGCAACCCUCUCCGGCGCUCCAUCUCCUGCAAAACUGGUUUCGAGAGCAAUCGCCGUCCAGGUCCAAGGAAUUCUGGAGCGGUCCCUUAUCCAAUCCGUACACGUGGCCGAAGGCCCUGAAGCCCAAGAAGCAGAACCCUUGGGGACGGCCACGCUACCCCUACCCGCGGCCCUCCUUCUACCCCGUCUACUUCCCCCCUCCGCGGCCCGCGUACCGGUACUACGUCCCCAAGCACUCGGCGGCCUUAAACGCCUUUCUGCAGGGUUCCCGGGACGGGCCCUACGCCUUCCGGCCCAAGCAACGCUACCUCAACUGGGUGCAGCCCCGCUUGAGGAAGCCCCCCGCCGCCCUCCAGCGCAAGCCCUACUCCCCCAGAUACCGCCUCCCCGUGUACCCCCAGCGACCGCUGCCGGCUCCCAGGCUCCCUCUUCCGCAGGAGCAGUUUUACCAGUCGCGCCCGGAGGGAUUCUUGCCCGACAAUAAGGGACCCCUGGAAAAAUACAUCGAGCGGCUUCUCGCGAAGAGGCCGCGGGUGCAGGACUGAACUAAAAAUCCAAAUCAAAAAUCGAAAUGCAGUAGCGACGGGGGUGAUAGCCGAGCGUUUCGUUCUCUGUUGACAUCCAUUUAAAGGGGGUGGGGCGACAAGAGUAUUUCCAAAUGCGAGAUGUACAGUAUUUGACGGCGGGGGCAGCGAGGCGGCUUCAUAAUGGCUCCAGUGACUCAUCCCUUUGCACAACUUCAAUUACCUUGUUGCUAUAGUGCCACAGUGUACAUGUUUAAAAAAGAAAGAAAGAAAAAAAAAACCCACCGCAAAAUAUGUAUUUCUCAACAAGUCUCCACUUUCCUCCGAAUUGAAUUCCACCCAGUCACGUUUCAACCGGGUCGCACAAUCACCGGUGGUCCUGCGGGUUGUUUACACGACAGCUCAUCUGCCACCUCGCGGGUCACCGUGACAUGAUAUUUGCCUUCAUGCCUUCCAUUUAUGACGACGAUUGGACGGGACGUAAGCACACACGUGGGGGACGACGACGCUUGAGGACGGCGACGCUCCUCUUUUGGACAUUGUUGAGCUCGUUGGCACAAAAACUGCCACGGCACCGACAAUCCCGCCGAAUUCCCCCCCUCCCCCGACCCGAGCGGGGACCGAAUUGAACCACGUUUGAGGGCAUUUGCGAGUUCAGGAGCGUGCACGUUUAUACAUAAUUGCAUCUAAAAUGUCUUCUCGUGGGAGAUUACAAUGCAACAGUGAGGGGGAAAAAAAAAAAAAAGUAUGUAUUUUAAAAAAAAAAAUGGCUUCUAGAUGACCGAAGCGAUGAUGUCGUCGUAAAUUUAAGAUCCUUGUUCGAGUGUAGUGUUGUUGCCUGUACACGGCCUCUCGAUGUACCUUGUGAUUGUAUAAUAAACAUGCGUUUGCUGGAUAUGCAAGUAUGCGCAUGUCAGUGGCUACUUUUGCUACACACAAUAAACUAA
Messenger RNA from Syngnathoides biaculeatus (alligator pipefish), 2935 nucleotides. RefSeq lists its product as uncharacterized. Gene Ontology annotation, molecular function: neuropeptide hormone activity. The transcript is spliced from 2 exons. The record is from RefSeq and is a predicted model, not a curated record. Bases 273 to 2009 code for a protein of 578 amino acids. Lineage: Eukaryota; Metazoa; Chordata; Actinopteri; Syngnathiformes; Syngnathidae.